AGUAAUAGAUAUGAGUAAUAAAAUCUAUUAAAUCAAUAUAAUAAUAUAUAAGAUGAUAAACACUUUACCAUAAGGAUCCUCACUUGGCAUGCCAUGCCUCUCCGUUGGCUAGCAAUACGCCACCCGUUAGGUUGACCCGUGACCCGUCAAAAAUUAUGAAAAUCAUCCCAAAUAAUAGCACUUAAAUCUCUGUACUUAUCGUUGUCCAGCUCAUGAGCCUAUCUUGGCUAAGUCCGUUGGGUAUGACUUGGGCCUAAAAUUGCUCCCAGCCCUGCUUGUGAAAAGGCUUGAGCUCCAUUUUGCGGGUCAACCCGACCACCCUUAUUUACAAUAUAUAUAAAUAAAUGCCCCCAACAAUGGAACUGGUUACUUUUGCUAGCUAUAUAGACGGCAGAGACUAUUACACUUCACUCUCAGGUCUCUCUCAUCUUUCAUUCCUGGUAUUAAAUAACCUUCAAAUCUCUUCAAAGCACUCUCAUCCACUACCAUCCCUCUCUUCUCUCUGAUGGCCACUACAUCUGCUGAAGAACCUCCAUCGGAGCCACUCACAUACCAGACAUGGGUUUUGAAAGUCCCCAUCCACUGUGAAGGAUGCAAGAGAAAAGUCAAGAAAGUUCUACAAAGCAUCGAUGGUGUUUAUACCACAACCAUUGAUUCGCAGCAACAAAAAGUCACAGUCACUGGAAAUGUAAAAGCAGAGACUCUGAUCAAGAAACUGAUCAAAACCGGAAAACACGCUGAGAUUUGGCCGGAAAAAGUCGCCGGAAAAGAGAAGAACUCCGGCAAAUCAGAGAAUGGAAAAGGCCCAAAUGGAAGUGAAAACAGUUUUGUUGAGAAAACAGAAAACCCAACUCAGAAUGCCAAAAAUAGUGGCGGCGGCGAUGGUGGUGGUCCCGCCGGAGAGAAGUCCCCGGCGAAGGAAAACAAUGGAGCUGUUGAGAGAAGUGGUGGAGGGCACGGUGGUAAAAAGAAGAAAAAGAAAGGGCAUAAAGGUAAUAAUGGUAGUGGCGGUUCAUCUUUAUCUGGUGCACUGGCAAGCACUGGAUCUCAAAAUCAAAAUGUGGGUCCAGCUCAAGUUAUGGAUCAGAUUAAUCUGGGCCUUACACGUCAGCAUCCAGACCCAUACCCGCCAACAUUUGUACCUGAUCCGGCCUACGUGGUCAGUUACAAUGCGGCCCACCCUGGUAAAAGCGGUGGUCCCAAUUACUACAUUCCAUCAUCACCGUACACGUAUGCAUACGUGCAACCUCAGGUUUAUGCAGUGCAUGCUACGCCGUUGGAUUCUUUCCAGAUUUUCAGCGAUGAGAACCCUAGUGGGUGUCAUAUCAUGUGAUCCAUUUUGUUGGAAUCAGACGGUGGUUGAUGUUUUGAUCAUGAUGAAGAUGGCUAGAAAUGCAUCGAGUAGUGUUUAGUGCAUGGAGAGAGAAGAUAGGUCAUGUUGUCAAAAUGUACAUAUCUAUCUAUAUAUCUAUA
Messenger RNA from Camellia sinensis, 1473 nucleotides. The record is from RefSeq and is a predicted model, not a curated record. Lineage: Eukaryota; Viridiplantae; Streptophyta; Magnoliopsida; Ericales; Theaceae.